This is a messenger RNA of Acanthoscelides obtectus, 5089 nucleotides long. The record is from the annotation of a GenBank genome assembly. Lineage: Eukaryota; Metazoa; Arthropoda; Insecta; Coleoptera; Chrysomelidae.
GACGUUGCUAGUUUAACAUACAAAAAAAAAGCAUUUAUUCGUCAAGAUAGCGCAAAAUGUUAAUAACACAUGCUGUUAUAAGAUCUCCCAUAUCCCACCAAAUUUCUAUAUACAGGGUGACUUCGAAGUUGAGUCAUUUAUUUUAACAGUGAGUAGAUCUGAUCAAAAGAAAUGUUUUUUUCCUUUACCAUUUUUCUGGUAAAAUUAAAGUAACAAAGUUAUAGCCCUUUGGAAGUUUGAGUACCGCCCUGUCUCAAUAAUAAUAUCAUGUACUCGUGUUUGGCAACAACGGAUAUAAUCCACCUUAUCGGUUCAUCGCAUGGGAAACAAAAAAGCGAAAGAAUUUGGAACGAUGUUUUUAUUUCAUUCAGUUCAGUUAUACAUACAGUCAGUGUCAGUCGCGUGUGAAUAGUGUCUGUUGCGUGGCUCAAACGAAAUAAAAAAUGGCACAUGUUUAUGCGGAUCGGUUUACCAAUCGAGUGCAACCAACCCCUCGUGCCUUUGUUAAUGUAGUACAACGGGCUCGUGAAUCAGGUGACUUAAGACCUCACAGGGCACCUCACGAUCAAAUACAGGUCCGCACUGAAAUACUUGUUGGGAGGAUACUUUAUAAAACAAGGUAAAAAUUUUUUUUAUUUUUACACACAUAUUUUGGUUUAUCUUCCUUCUACAAUCAUUAUCUGAAAAUUAAUGACUCAACUUCAAAGUCACCCUGUAUAUAAAAGUAUAGCAAUCUCAUAUUUAUAUGUAGAGCUGGCAACGCUGCGGGAUAUUAAUGCACAAUCUGGCAAUAAUGUCGCACUCUCAGAAAAUGGCCGCUGACAACCAUACAAGUCACCGUGUUGCCAUUGAAUAGCAUGGAAUUAAACCUUCUUCAGUGUAUAUGUUUCGUGACUCUAAAGCUAAAGUAAAAUUUAAUUUACCAGGUAGCUGAACAAGUAAAAAAUGGUAGACGUCAAUGCUGCUAGCCUUUUGUUCUUAGGCCUUAUCGGAAUUAUUAUCUGAGAAGUCGUCAAAGCGUAGUCAACCGCUUACGUCUAAAAUAAAAAUACGUGAUGUUUACAUUGUUUUUAGGUUAUGACCAUCGAACGUUCUUAAAAACGAAAAUUAAAAAUGACAUGAUAGGCUUGCAUAAAUGAAUUCAAUAAGUAUUCUAGAAGUGCUCUUUUUCCAUUAGUUAUUUAUCCCCAUCAAUAAUUACCGUAAGAAUUAUUUUCAAUCAUGGUGAUGGAAUCAAAGACUACAAGCAAAACAAGCUCAUUGAAAGCUCUAUUGCUGAGAGCCUGGCGCGAGAGAUGGACUGAUCUGCAGUGGGGCAUCAAUAUAAAGACUGUACUACCAAGAGGAGUCAGCGGAGAUGUCUACAAUUUGGCAGACUGCAUUUUACAACAAGCAGUUGUUGGAGCAGGUGCCAACCAGCUAGUUUUGAGUUACUUAAAACACUCAUUAAGUGCCCAAUUGGUAUCUCAUGCAGCAGUCUUGCAGAGACUUGGUAAAUAUAAUCAGUUAAGCAAAGAGCAUUGUGUGUUCAGUCUGCUUGAAUUUCUCGAAGGGAUGCUGCCAGGUGUUACAUGUUGUGGAAAACCUGAAGAGACAUUACUUGCAACAGCUGUUUUAUCUGUUGCCUUGUGGCUGCUAAAUAUAUUAGAACAAUGUCAAAAGGCUAGCCAUAUUAUUCAGAAAGCAACAGAUCUUAUUAAAGUGCUGCUUACAGAUGAUUUUUAUGUUUCAUUGAUUUGCUUGGGAAGGUAUAAUGAUUCAGAAUUAUUCGCAGAGACGAACCGCAAAUGCGCUGAACUACGGGAGAUUUUAAAGGAAUCAGACGAGGCAUUGCAUUAUGUCCGAAAACUAGAAAAUAUUGACGUCCAUAUGCUGAGGUUGGCAAUAAAGACAGAAACAUGGCCUGGGUCAUUAAUCCAGUGUUGGCUGGAAGUAACGUUAAUUGGUAAUCCUGGCUGUCCCACCAACGUGUUGGCAGAACAGCUGCAAAUAUUCAAAACGCUCAAAGGGUACAGCAAUGCGAGACUUUAUGCUGAGUUGAUGAGAGGUAGCUUGCUGUCACUUUACAAUGUCAGCCAGACGUCUCAGGAAAGCCAAAGAAGUGCAUUCGCUUUUUUGAAGGUACCGCACAUACUAGUAUCUUUGACAGGAGGUAAACCAGAUACAAAUAAUGUAGUACAAGCAGUAGAACUGAUGCUUCAACAUAGCCCUCUUCUUGAUGCAAUGGAUGCUAUUGGCACUUCCUCAAGCUUCAAAUGUUUAUUGGAUGAACUAGCUAAGUCAAGACUGCUUACAGAAUCACAAGUGAAAACACUCUUGGAGAGUAGAAAACCUCCCCCACUUCUGAAAGCUGAAUCAGGGCCAGGCGGCAGUGGAAUGUCAAAUUAUUGGUAUAUCUGUGCUGAGUCAACACUCUCAGGAAUCUUGAAGACGCUUAAUUCUGAUUAUCACAAAAUUCAGGACGCCCUUCUUGGUAUGCUACAUACCGUCCUAACAGGUAAGAGUUUCGAGUUGAUUCUAGCAGUAACAACAGUCAAAGGACAGUUGCGCAACUUGGUCAACAGCCUUAUUAGAUUCAACGAGUGGUCAAAAUCAGGCAGCGAUAAAGCUAGGUCCCAGCUAUUUGACAUCACUUUUGUAAUGUUGGUGGCUAUUGUACAGAACUAUGGCUCAACAGCUGUACUAGAUGAGAAUGGAGACUCACUGUUUGAACAAUGGGUUAGAGCAUGCAUGGUGGAGAGACAGAGGCCCAAAGCUCCAGAGCAGAUGCUUAAGCUAGGUGAUUCUGCUGUGAUAGAAUCUCUUCUAGAACAAUUCAACACAGGCGAGUCAGAUUUUAAACCAGGUGUGAAGUGGCAAGAGGUCCUUUUCAACAUACCGGGAGUGAUGAAAGAAGUCUUGGUCGCAUGGGAACAAGGUGCUCUGGUAGCUCAGGAUGUCAAAAGGAUUCUAGAUGCUGUUAGAGGAAGGAUGUGCUGUUUGGCUUUGGCUGCGGCUGCUUGGCUUUGCUCAUACAUGCGAACCGCUCCACAAGAUACCCUGUUAAAACCUGCAAACAUGGUCCAACAGCUUUUAGCCCCACCAGCUGGCGAAUCAGUGGAAGAUAGUCUUCGUGAUAGGUGGCAGCUAACAUGUGACAUCGUACGCCGCAUGCAAAGGGAUGUUCCUCCUUGCAUGCCACCUGCGACAGCUGCUGCUAAGACUGGGGCUACUGGGGAACAGUUGGUAGGAAGAAGACCUGCGUUGGAUGAAUUGAAGGCUGCAUGGACACAAGCGAUGCGCAAAGGCGCAUUAGACCAUAAACCAGCUAAGACUUUGAGGUGUUUGCUCGACACAGCAGGGAGUAGAUGGUUGGUAUCGGCGGUGAUCAACGAACUUUUGAAGCUGCGCUAUAAAGAUCAGUUGCACAGAGGCGUAGACCUAGCUUUAGCCAUUUUCCACGUUGACAUUGCCGGUUGCACUUGGCAGUUGUUAUCGCAUGUGCUUCCCCAACUUCUAUACAACGACCUACAAGCUGAUAGUCUAAUGGAACCUCAGUUGCCAGCUUUAGCAUAUCUCACCAGUUACAGUGUCUAUACGGCAUGGGAAGCUCUCGGAGAGGACAGUAGUAAUGGUGAACCAUUGCCAAAACAGCAGAGAUUGUCUGAAAACCUGGACAUGGAUUCAAAACCGCGUGAUCAACUGUUGAGUUCACUUAGUCAGCUAUUGUACAUGUUCGAGGGAGGAAUUCAAGAGGGAGCCAUUACACAGCAGACUUAUUUUGCAUUUCAUCUGAUCAAAGCAUUGGUUGAGGUGAAAACCGAGCCUUCCAGUGCAGUUUUGGCCGCUAUCCCACCUGUACUGAUCUCAGAUCUUCUGAAGACUCUACCAGAGCUAUUCAGCUACCCUCUUUUACUACACAUUCAUGAUGUUUGUGCGAGUGCAGGAAGAAUCAACAUGGCCAAAGAUCUUUGUGUAUUGAGAAAUUAUCAUCUCAAGAAUAUAUCAAAUACUUAAAUAAGUAUAUUUAAAUUGUAUAGUGAAAGUUUUAAAAUACUGGUACUGUGAAGAAUCAGGCGAACAAAAACGCCUAAGAAAAAAGUAGUAGCCAGAUUAUAGACCUUUCACUGCAGUAUUUCAUAUCUAUCUAUAAUAAAAAAUGAAGCUUUUUAUUGUAUAAUUGAGUAGAUAGUACAUUACAUAUCUAGUUUGAGACGCGGGCAAUUUUUAUAACAUGAAGCUGACGCACGUUGCACUGAAGUAUAUAAUGGACGAGACCAAUAAUGAUCUUCUCAAACGUGGUAUGUAAAUGAUUUUUGUCACUACUAGCACUAUAUAGCACAAAAAUAUUCGAUUUUUCAUCAAUAUCUUGUCGUUUUCAACUCACUAAUACGUCAAAAUAAGGGGCAGCUACUAGCUACAUUUCUGUCGCACCCACGCAGAAUAUACAUUAAGGACGUGUUUGAUUGACUACAAUUAAAAACAGAUUUACAAUGACAAUGACCCCUAAUAUGCUUUGAGAUUUUGUUAAUGGAUAUUUGAAGAAUUUUUAGGAACAUGGCAACAUAGUUUUUUCAUAUUGCUUUCUGGGUCGAAAAUGCCAAAAACCUAAAAGUGCAACAAAUAGGCAAUUUCGUAUGGACUGGUCCAUCCAAGAAGGGUAGGGUACAAAGGUUUUAUUUUCUUCAUUAAAUGCCAUUUUCAAACAAACAAGCCGCUAUACUCAAAAUUACUUAUUUCUCAAUCAUCCUAAGAUAUGUCAAAUUGACACAAUGAAGUUGACAGAAUACAAUUUCAAACGAGAUUAUUUAUCUACGUGUUAUUUUUUUGUUUAUAUUAUUUACCUAUAAAGAGAAAUGCUACGUAUCAAUAAGGUCAUUAAUGGUGAUUUCUAGGAUUAGUAGUGAUAAAAUUCAUUUUUAUAAGUAUUUUAAUAUCAGACUAUUGUGAAUUCAGCAGAAGUUGUAAAGCCCCUACAGUAAAUAAACUGAUGAAUUUUAACUGUUUGUUGCAGUUUCCUUUGUUAUAAAAUAUGGGAAUUUGGUUGUGUGAUGAAUCAAAUAUAAAUUAGAAGGUAUAAAAUUUUAUUUUAUAAAUGCAUAAGUAAAUG